This is a messenger RNA of Drosophila hydei, 1281 nucleotides long. Its product is annotated as transformer-2 sex-determining protein. Gene Ontology annotation, cellular component: spliceosomal complex. Bases 113 to 928 code for a protein of 271 amino acids. The transcript has 8 exons. The record is from RefSeq and is a predicted model, not a curated record. NCBI's taxonomy places the organism in Eukaryota, Metazoa, Arthropoda, Insecta, Diptera, Drosophilidae. Gene Ontology annotation, molecular function: RNA binding. Gene Ontology annotation, biological process: positive regulation of mRNA splicing, via spliceosome.
UGUCCAUUUCUGCGUGUCUUGCUUUCUGACAGUACAUUUAAAGCGGAUAAACUAUAAUAAAAAUUGAAUCAUUUGAUUACCAUUAUUAUUAUUAAUAUUUACGCCUAAUAACAUGUCCACGGGGCUCGUUAACGCGAGGGCAAAGGAAUAUUUACAUUUACAUCGAAUUGAUAAGCACAAAUGUAGUCACAGUUCUGCCAAUUCGUCCUCUUCGUCGUCGGCAUCCUCGGAGAGUUCUCGUUCCCGUCAGCGUCGGUCGGACGGUGAAGUCUAUGGCAGCCGUCAUCACAAUUACAAUUCAAAAUCGAAUUCUCAACAUCGUCGGCGUUCGCGCUCCGGGUCAGAUUCGCCAGUGCGCCAUUAUUCAGGCCGAACAUCUCGCGAUCGCCAGCGCAUGCGUCAGGCACGCGAUCAUCCACAGGCUAGCCGCUGUAUUGGAGUCUUUGGUCUAAAUACAAACACCACCGAGCAGAAAGUACGCGAAUUGUUUAAUAAAUUUGGACCCAUUCAACGCAUCCAAAUGGUCAUCGAUGCUCAAACUCACCGUUCUCGCGGAUUUUGCUUCAUUUACUUUGAGAAUCUCAGUGAUGCACGGGUAGCCAAGGAUGCCUGUACAGGAAUGGAUGUGGAUGGCCGCCGUAUACGCGUAGAUUAUUCGAUAACACAACGUGCGCACACACCCACUCCUGGUGUGUACAUGGGACGCCCAUCACGCCCACCGGGCAGACGUUCUCGUGAGCGUGACUAUAGCAACCGAGAUAGCUAUCGUUCGCGGCGCCGCCACCGCGAAGAAUCAACGUCAGUGUCGCCAUCGAAUCGUCGUAAAUAUCGCAGCCGUCAUCGCUAUGAACGUAGCCGUAGUCGCUCUCGCAGUUACUCCCGUUCUCGUUCACCACGCAAGCCGGCUCGCGUCCCAUCACGUUACUAAUGUGCCGAUAAUUGCGUGCUUAUGUGAAUGACAAGUUCGCAUGCACAGCAAAUGCAAAGGCUCAGCACGAGGAUAUAGACUGAAUUGUUUUGUUUUUAAAUCCCUACACUUAUCCCAUAAAUCGUUUGGUAGCAACAUCUGUAUAAUUAAUAUUAUAUAGUUUUCAUCCCGCCUAACCAUAAUUGAUUGUUUGUCAAUAUCGUUGCAUCCUUGUACGUUUUGUAAAACGUGUCACCACACAGAAAGCAUCCCGUGUAUAUUACGCGUUCCAUCCUCGUAACUUAACGCGCGUAAAACACAUUGUGAUAUGUAUUUUAAAAGCAACUGCGUGAAUUGAUAACAAUAAACUAAUA